Molecule: messenger RNA, 3051 nt
Organism: Penaeus indicus
Lineage: Eukaryota; Metazoa; Arthropoda; Malacostraca; Decapoda; Penaeidae
Exons: 4
Coding region: 1-3051 (1016 amino acids)
Source: RefSeq, a predicted model, not a curated record
AUGCCUGCGGUUGGAAGCAGGCUGAACUGCCCCAGGCCAAUACAAAGCGCAGAGCAGGACGACAAGGGGCAUAGCGGAGGCUCGAGAAACGAGGCAAGCAACAUGAACUUAAUGGAAGGCGACGACAGCUUGGCCCUGAAGAAGGAGGGACGCAUCUCGGAGAGUGAGAUGGAGGGACUCGACAGGGAUUUCGAGAAUGAGGAGAAUGAGGGAGAGAGUAGAAACCUGAGGAGUGUAGGGGACUGUAAAGAUAAAAAAGAUGAGGGAGACAGUAAAGACCUGCAGAAUGAGGCACGCCCCACAGAUCUGAAAAAUGGUGGAGACAGUAAAAAUCCGAAGAAUGGGAGAGACAGCAAAGAUCUGAAGAAUGCGGGAACUACUGAAGACCUAAAUAAUGAGGGAGACAGUACAAACCCGAAGAAUGGAGGAGACAUCAAACACUUCAAGAAUGAGGGACACGCCAAAGACCUUAAGAGUGAGGAUGGACUGAAAGAUGAGGAACAGCUUAGGACCUUUGACAUGAAGGAGGAACACCGGGCGGACUUGAAGAAUGAGGAACACAACACAGAUAAGGAGGACAUAAAACACGCCGAUCUGGAGAGUGAGGGAUGCAGUGUAGAUUCAGAUCAUGAGGAACACCACGAUGAUGAGUACGGCGCAUAUUCGAUGAACAAGCACAAAACUGAACUGGAAAAUGAGAAUGAAGUGUACAACGCAGACGUAGUGAGUGAGGAGAAUGAAGAGGAGGCCGAGGAUCAGAAACAUGGGCGUAGCACAGGCCCAAAGAACGAGGGACAUGACGCAGAGCCGGAGAACGAAGUGCGCGUGACGAAUUGGGAGCAAAGCGCAGACGCAGAUAAUGAGAACUCCAGCCUUGAGCCGAGAAAUGAGGAGCACAACACAGCCCUGGGGAAUGAGGAGGACAUCACCGAUCUGGGGAAUGAGGAGGAAUGUAUAAACCUAAAGAAUGAGAAGCACAGUGCAUUCCCGAUGAAUGAGGAACACAAAACGGACCCAGAGUAUGAACACCACAUCACAGAGCCGAAGGUUGAGGACAGCGUUCCUAAGAAUGAGAGGAUACACAGCAAAGAUUCGAAUGAGGAAUACGACACAGACUCAAAGAAUAAGGAACAUGGUGGAGAUUCGAAGAAUGAGGAUUACAACAUAGGUGUGAUGAAAGAAGAGCAACAAACAGAUGUAAGAAGUGAGGAGCAAAGAUCAGAUAUGAUGGAUGACGAGCGCGAAACACACCCGCCGCAUGAGGACAGCAAAACAGGCCUAAAGAAUGAGUGUGAAACAGACUUUAAAAAUGAGGGCCACAAAACAAACCUUGAAAAUGAGAGCCACAAAACAAACCUUGAAAAUGAGGGCCACAAAACAAACCUUGAAAAUGAGAGCCACAAAACAAGCCUUGAAAAUGAGGGCCACAAAUCAGACCCUGAAAAUGAGAGCCUCGAAACAGAUCUUAAAAAUGAGGGCCACAAAACAGACCUUAAAAUUGAGGAGCACCAAAAAGACCCGAAGAAUGAGGAGCGUGAACCAAACCCGAAGAAUAAUGAGCAUAAACCAGACCCGACGGAUGAGAAGCACAAAACUGAACUGGAAAAUGAGAAUGAAGUGUACAUCGCAGACGUAGUGAGUGAGGAGAAUGAAGAGGAGGCCGAGGAUCAGAAACAUGGGCGUAGCACAGGCCCAAAGAACGAGGGACAUGACGCAGAGCCGGGGAACGAAGUGCGCGUGACGAAUUGGGAGCAAAGUGCAGACCCAGAUAAUGAGAACUCCAGCCUUGAGCCGAGAAAUGAGGAGCACAACACAGCCCUGGGGAAUGAGGAGGACAUCACCGAUCUGGGGAAUGAGGAGGAAUGUAUAAACCUAAAGAAUGAGAAGCACAGUGCAUUCCCGAUGAAUGAGGAACACAAAACGGACCCAGAGUAUGAACACCACAUCACAGAGCCGAAGGUUGAGGACAGCGUUCCUAAGAAUGAGAGGAUACACAGCAAAGAUUCGAAUGAGGAAUACGACACAGACUCAAAGAAUAAGGAACAUGGUGGAGAUUCGAGGAAUGAGGAUUACAACAUAGGUGUGAUGAAAGAAGAGCAACAAACAGAUGUAAGAAGUGAGGAGCAAAAAUCAGAUAAGAUGGAUGACGAGCGCGAAACACACCCGCCGCAUGAGGACAGCAAAACAGGCCUAAAGAAUGAGUGUGAGACAGACCUUAAAAAUGAGGGCCACAAAACAAACCUUGAAAAUGGGGGCCACAAAACAAACCUUGAAAAUGAGAGCCACAAAACAGGCCUUAAAAAUGAGGGCCACAAAUCAGACCCUGAAAAUGAGAGCCUCGAAACAGACCUUAAAAAUGAGGGCCACAAAACAGACCUUAAAAUUGAGGAGCACCAAAAAGACCCGAAGAAUGAGGAGCGCGAACCAAACCCGAAGAAUAAUGAGCAUAAACCAGACCCGACGGAUGAGAAGCACAAAACUGAACUGAUGAAUAAGGAAAGCGAAGCAGACAUGAAAAAGGAGGAAUGUGAAAUAAUCUUGAAGAAUGAGAAAUUUGAAACAGACCAGAAAAAGGAGAAAUAUGAAACGAAUUUGAAGAAUGAAGAACUUAAAACAGACCUGAAAAAGGAGGAAUGUGAAACAGAUCAGAAGAACGAGGAAGGUAAAACAGACCUGAAAAAGGAAGAAUGCGAAACAGACCACGGGAAUGAGGAAUGCGAAACAGACCAGGGGAAUGAGGAACGUGAAACAGACCUUCAGAAUGAGCAGAAAACAAACUUGGAAAAUGAGGCGCUUGGACCAAAGCCGAAGAAUAAAAAGCAUAAUGCAGAUUUUAAUCACGAGGAGCGCGAAAGGGACCUGGAGGAUAAGGAAAGUGAAACAGGCGUGAAGAAUGAGCAGAAAACAGACCCAAAGAAUGAGGAGCAGAAAACAGAUCUGAAUAAUGAGUGUGAAACAGACCUAGAGAAUGAGGAGCUCGAAAACGUAACCUAUAUGUUCAAUUUGGUGUUCAGUAUAAUUGCAAAGCCAAGUGUGCAGGAGAACACGUAA